This is a messenger RNA of Peniophora sp. CBMAI 1063, 1011 nucleotides long. NCBI's taxonomy places the organism in Eukaryota, Fungi, Basidiomycota, Agaricomycetes, Russulales, Peniophoraceae. The record is from the annotation of a GenBank genome assembly.
AUGUCGUUUCGUCUCCCAGAUCUUGUCCAUCUCUCCCGUGUUUUUGCUGGCGCCACAAGCCCACACUACGAAGCUGCGGCGUCCGAAUCGACCGCAUGGAUUGCGAAGUUCACCCCAAGCUUGUUUACCUCGGCGGACUAUGAAACCUUUGUGGCAGAGUCAAAGGAGUCCGAGCUCCUUAUCUCGCACACGUUUCCGCACGCGCCGUAUGAUCGCUUUCGAGUACUUUGUGAUUAUAUGAACAUCUUGUUUACGCUUGACGAAGUCUGCGAGAGACAAGACGGGGAAGGCGCUCGCGAGAUUGGAUACAGAUACCUCAAGUCGAUGAGCGGCCCCAACUGGGACGAUGGCUCGGUCAUCGCCCGUAUGGUGAACGAGUUUCGAGAGCGCCUUAUGCCCGGUUGUGGACCCAAAUCUUUCUCUCGUCUGCUACGGUUCAGCACGGACUACGCAUCUGCUCAAGCUCGUGAGGCGGAGCUGCGCGAGACCAAUACGGUACUCGAUCCCGAUACCUUUCGCAAUAUACGUCGCGAGAACAGUGCCAUCCGACUGUGUCUCGGUCUUAUCGAGUUCUCCUUGGGAAUCGAUCUUCCCGAUGAGGUCUUCCAGAACGAGGAGCUCAUGACUCUGUACUGGGCCGUUGUGGAUAUGGUUGACCUGGCUAAUGAUCUGUACUCGUACGAAAGGGAGAACUAUCUCGGCGUCGCGGACAACAACAACAUCACCGUGGUCAUGCGCGCUUACGGGAUGAAGCUACAGGACGCAAGCUUGUACCUUGGCGAGCAGUACGCGGACUUCAUGCGCAUAUACAUGGAGGCAAAGGCGAACCUCAAGGCCCAUUCGUUUGGCGAUGAGCAACUGGACGCAGAUAUCACGCGCUAUAUCGAGGCUCUGGAGUUUUGGCCCAUCGGCAACAUUAAUUGGAGCCUUACAACGACGCGUUACUUCUCUCAUCCCGAGGAUGUCCGGCGCACGAGGCUCGUCAACCUGAGACAGCCUAAAGCCGGCUAG